Molecule: messenger RNA, 3441 nt
Organism: Stylonychia lemnae
Lineage: Eukaryota; Ciliophora; Spirotrichea; Sporadotrichida; Oxytrichidae
Source: the annotation of a GenBank genome assembly
AUGUCUCUCUAAGCUUGCUAUAGCAUUAAGAUGACGACAACCUUGUAUAUGAUAGCAAUUAAUGAAAUGGCUUUUAAAUAUACUCAAAGACAGACGAGAUAUAACUUAUCAAUAUUGAUCAUUCCCCUAGCAAGAAAUCAUUUGGCAAAUUUAAUUCUAUAAAAGAUAUUGACGCUUAAACUGGCAAUUCAUAAUCACCAGAAAGGAAAGACUAAAAAUUAAUAGAACAUCGAAUGGGAUUUUUUUAUGUUCAUCAUCCUGCUAUCAAGUAUAAUUGUGGGUAGCUUGACUGAAAAAGGACCGAUAAUUUUCAUGAAACUAGCUGAAGAGUAGCAUGGGCAAGUAGAUGCUUACCUAACACCUUCAAAUAUGAUAAUAGAGAGUAAUAACAAUUUUGAGCAAAGAGAUGCUGCAUUCCUAAAUUACACUAAUAUUGACUAUCAACUUUAGCUAGUAAAGAAAAAUUUAAAAUUAAGACGCACAUAUAAUCUUAGCCCAAGGAAAGUUUUUGCAGGGGUUAGCAUAUAAAAACUACAGAUGAGAUCAGAGUCUGAUAUUAAAUUUGAAAUACCAACUCACCAUUAUUACUAAUAAAAAUAGAAUGAGAAAAGCUCUCUUCAAGAAAUACUCAAAGCUCCGAGUAAGCUUGAUGAAAAGUUUUUUCUCUAAGAAGAGAGAGAUCUUUCGGAGAUUAAAACAGAAAAGACUUAAGAUCUAGAGGAUGAUUAUUUUUAUGAGGAAAUUAUAUUGCCUGAUUACAAUGAUUUAUAUGAAAUUGACUUGUUAGGAAAUAAGGUAUUUACUCAGAAGUUUCUAGAAAGUCCGAUUGUUUUUACUAGUAUCAAUGUUAUUGAUACUCUGUAAGAACGUAAAAUUAACAUUGGUACUAAUUAUGAUUUUUCAAAACUAAGAAAGGGUGAAUGUAUCUUGAGUAUUAAUGAAGCAGAUUAUGUAGAUGUAGAAGUAGGCGACAUUUUAAGAGUAGAAGUUUUUAUAGACUAACUCUACAUUCAACUGAUAAAAUCUUAUAACAUAUACGCCUAGGAGAAUAAUAAAACUUUAUUCAAGCAUGCUGGCCAUCUCAAUCAUAUAGAGAUGACUGUGUUUCCUUGUAUAAUCAGAGACUUUUUGUUUGAGAACAGCGGGAAAUUUGGAACAUCUAAACAAGACAGCCAUCUGAUUAUAGAGUUUGAUUAGUUUCUCCCUCAUUUAGCUGACUAUUUGCCUUUUGAUUUUUUUACUCAUUAAGAAUUUAGACAGUACGUCAAGAAAGUAGCAAACCUUACUGAAUAUAGUGAUUACCUAGUGAUGUCUCUGCCUAGUCCGAGAUACAAAUGGUAUUCUAAUGAGGACUACGAUACGACUUAAAGGAAAAUAACUAGUUAUGUGAAUAACUUCAUAAAUGAUACUGGAUACUAUCCCGUUUCCUCAAAACUCUACCUCUUAAAUGAUAUGCAAAAAUACGAUAGAGCUAUACUAAUAUACAAUUUAAUCUUCAAGCUAAUAGGAAUUUUCUUUAUGUAAAUAUCAGUGAUGCUUUUAGAUUCUAUUUUGACAAUAGGCGUUGAGGAAAAAAGUCUGGAUAUUGGGAUAAUUAGAAUGAAUGGAGAAUCUAAAGUUGGAAUUGUAUUUAUGAUUAUCACAAAGACGAUGAUGUUUGCGAUACCUGCAGUUUUAAUUUCAAUGUUGAUAGCAAUACCAAUCCUAUCAGUAAUAUACUCUUCUAUAUUCAAUGAAUAAGUAUCUAAUGGAUUUUCUCCAUUGCCUAGCUUCAAGUCAGCAUCUGAAGCAUUAAUGAUUGGAAUAUUUAUUCCGAUAGUAAGUUCAAUAUCUCCAAUUAUUAAGUUAAUGGGUUAAAACUUAAACGAUGCUUUGAGCUAUCAAAAGACAAAGAUUAGGGCUGUUUAUGUCGAGAUAGUAAAGACGAAUUAAGUUAAUAGAGUACCAAUAAUUCUUGGUGGUGUUAUUUCACUGUUAUUUGGUGUGAAUAUUUAUUACACUUUGCCUAAGUCACUUUUAUAUGAGGAUGUAGCUUUAUCGCUGGAGGUUUUUUUCAUGAUUCUUAUGGCAAUGUUCGCUGGUCUAGUCAUGAUUGCAAAUAAUCUCUAGAACUAUCUUGAAUAUGCUAUGAUAAAAGUCAUAUUUUUCUGGGAAAAGUAAGACAUCAAGACUCUUAUUCUAAAUAACAUGAAGGUGCAUAAUCUAAGAAAUAGGAAAACAAGCAGAUUAUUCGCUUUAUCUCUCGGUUUCAUCAUUUUUUUACUUGGGAGUUAUAAACUGCUAAGCAUGCAAAGAGCCUCUGGCACUGAUAAAACCUGGGGAAGUUAUCCUGCAUUCAGCGCAUGGUAGUACUAUUAAUUGAAACCCUAAGUGAUUGAGCCGAUUCUUUAAAGAAACAUAGACAAAAUUGAUUCAUUUACAUGGAUAACAAAUGAAGCUUCUUCCUUUUAUACAAUUAGGAAAACUGAGAUGUCAGAUCCAGGCUAACUGAAAAAGUUUACUUCUAAAGUAUUUGGAGUCACACCUUAUGUUUUUAAUAGGACUAACAAAGGUGAUUUUAUGCGAGAUUACCAAUAUUCAAGCCUUAAAACAGGCGAGAAUCUAUAUUCAGCGACAGGAUCAUAAGGAGCUGUUAUUUCUUAAUUUUCUGCAGGCCAGCUGGGACUAAAACCUCACUAAUAAAAUGACUCUAUGCCUUACUUCAUUGUGAAAUUGGCUUAUGAAAACUUUGUCAAGAAACCUUAAAAAGUUAUUAAACUGAGACCAGCAACAAUUCUUAGUAAUUCUCCCUACUUUUUUAUGAGUGAUAUUGAAAAUGGCUAUUAGCAAAGAAUGCUCUUAUCAAUUCCAAUGUACAUGUAAUUUAUGGAUCUCGGCACAAUAAGAGAAGUUUCUUAUAAGCAACUAAGUUUGAAACUACACAGCUGGGUAAGCAUUGAGUAAGAAGAUAAACUCACACAUGAAAUCAAAUAAAUAUUAGACCCUUCAACAGUAACAGUUCAUUCCAAAGCAACCUAAAUGUCCAAUUUUGACAGUAUAUUAAGCUGGAUAUUUGAUAUCAUAAUCAUAAUCACUAUGUUUCUAUGCUUCUUUUCAACAAGCUCAACUAUGAGUGCUAACUUGUACUAGUCUUCUAAGGAGAUAGGUAUAAUGAGAGCAGUAGGAAUCAGAUCUCAUAAACUAGUCAGACUAUACAUAUAUGAGACUUUUAUCUUGAUCUUAGCAUCUUCAUUACUUGGAUUAUUAAUAGGACUCAGUAUAUCCUAUAUUAUUAUGAAGACAUAUGAUGCUCAAUAUAAAACAGGUGUAUCAUUUUAUUUUCCUACUGAGCAACUAUUGCUUAUAACUUUUCUAUCAAUGAUAAUAGCUAUAUUCUCCACAUACAAACCUACAAAAGACAUUUUGAAAAUAAAGAUUGGCAAUUUAAUGAGAAUGAGUUGA